This is a messenger RNA of Vigna angularis (adzuki bean), 1033 nucleotides long. RefSeq lists its product as uncharacterized. The transcript has 9 exons. The record is from RefSeq and is a predicted model, not a curated record. Bases 153 to 767 code for a protein of 204 amino acids. Gene Ontology annotation, molecular function: nucleoside triphosphate diphosphatase activity. NCBI's taxonomy places the organism in Eukaryota, Viridiplantae, Streptophyta, Magnoliopsida, Fabales, Fabaceae.
UGCGAAGCAAUGUGAGAGAGAUAGCGUUUUGAUAACCCUCACCCUUUCUUUAUUAUUUAUGUUAGUUUUUGUAGCCUCCUGUUCUUAUGGGAAGCAGUUCUGGAAUGUGCUGGAAGUGCAGGGAAGAGCUUUGAAAUCACGCCUUCGCCAAAAUGCCUACAAAAAAGCCACCCUUCAAGAUAAUUCUGGGCUCUUCUUCCAAGGCUCGUAGAGAGAUUCUUUCUGAGAUGGGAUACGAGUUCACAAUAAUGACUGCAGACAUUGAUGAGAAAAGUAUUAGGAGGGAAAAGCCAGAAGAUUUGGUAAUGGCCUUAGCUGAGGCAAAGGCUGAUGCUAUUGUGAAAAGGCUCCCAACUGGAGGUGGAUUGGAGGAAGAUGAUUCUACAACACUGCUAAUUACCGCAGACACGGUUGUGGUGUAUCGAGGAAUAAUCAGGGAAAAACCCACCAGUGAAAAAGAAGCACGUGAAUUCAUCAAAGGAUACUCUGGUAGUCAUGCAGCAGUGGUAGGAUCUGUUGUAGUAACUAACCUUGCAACUGGAAAACGUUGUGGGGGAUGGGAUAGUGCAGAGGUUUACUUCCUUGAAAUUCCAGAUGAGGUCAUUGAUAGUCUGAUUGACGAAGGAAUUACAUUCAACGUUGCUGGAGGGUUGAUGCUGGAACAUCCAUUGACAUUACCCUUUGUGGAUGCUGUAGUUGGCUCAACUGAUACAGUGAUGGGACUUUCCAAAGCUCUUACUGAGAAACUCUUCUUGGAAGCUCAAUAGCUGGCGCAACAACAGUCACUAUAUUCUAAGAGAUACCAAGUGCUGGUGACGGCGAAAAUUACUGCAAUUAUAUUCAAAACUUUUGUUUGACCGAUUCUUGUAAGUCAAAAAACAUAAAAAAGAAUUGUUUGUUCUUUAACUUCAAUGCUUUGUCUCCCAGUCUUGCAUGACUUUAUUGAUUGUAUUCACAAUCCACUCUUGUAUUACAAAUUUAUCAAACAGAUGAAUGCAUCAGAGGCUAUUCCUUUGAAUUGCAUUUUCCAGGA